GAGGCUUGUCACCUUUGUCAGUUUCAUGCCCUGUUUGAUAGCUGUUGUGGUUGUCGUCCAGCGUCUUGGCUCGGCUCAUCUCUCUCUUAAGGUAUUGAAUUUCCUCAGACUGGGAUCUACUACUGCUUCAACGGAAGGCAUGAGGGCAAUGUAUUCCACACCCUCCCGAUCAUUCACUUCAACUCUUUGUGAGACCACAUUUAUACAUCAUGUCCCUCAUCAUCCGAUCCACAUUGACGAUGCACAGACCGAAGCCUAGCGUGCGUGAAGGGGAGCGAGAACAAGUACAAGAUGUAUGGCGAUUUCGAUGUUGGUUGAGACUGUAUAAAUAUGAAAUCGAGAACCAUGGCUAAGUGACGCGCGGGAGCAGAAUUGCACCGUUCUAUAGGUCCCACGGGUACAAUAUCAAGGACUCCUCAAUUCACUGAUGCU
Molecule: messenger RNA, 432 nt
Organism: Suillus bovinus
Lineage: Eukaryota; Fungi; Basidiomycota; Agaricomycetes; Boletales; Suillaceae
Exons: 3
Coding region: 26-259 (77 amino acids)
Source: RefSeq, a predicted model, not a curated record